Messenger RNA from Solanum pennellii, 710 nucleotides. RefSeq names its product wound-induced proteinase inhibitor 2-like. Bases 92 to 532 code for a protein of 146 amino acids. The transcript has 2 exons. Gene Ontology annotation, molecular function: serine-type endopeptidase inhibitor activity. NCBI's taxonomy places the organism in Eukaryota, Viridiplantae, Streptophyta, Magnoliopsida, Solanales, Solanaceae. The record is from RefSeq and is a predicted model, not a curated record.
UGAUGAGCUUGCUAUAAAUAGGUGGAUAGGUUAACACACUCUUCACUCAAAAAAAAGAAGAAGUUCAAGGUACUACUAAUCACAAGAAAGCAUGGCCUUCAACAAAGUUGCCCUCCUCAUUUUGUUUGCUAUUUUUGCUGGAACUAUUUUACUUUUAAGUGAGGUGGAUGCAGCAAAUGCUUGUCCCCGUAAUUGUAAUCCAAGUAUUCAAUAUGGGAGAUGCCCAAAAUCUGGAAACAAAAAGUUCAAAGUUGGAUGCACAAAUUGUUGCUCAGGCACUGAAGGUUGCAACUAUUAUAGUGCAAACGGAACAUUCAUUUGUGAAGGACAGACGAAAAAGACUAUAGACGAAACAAAUAAAGCUUGUCCUCGUAAUUGUAAUCCAAGAAAAGCGUACUCGAUAUGUCCAGGUAAUAAAAGGAGUGAAGGUAGAAUAUGCACCAAUUGUUGUGCAGGCAGUAAGGGUUGCAACUAUUACACUGUCGAUGGAACUUUUGUUUGUGAAGGAGAAUCUAAAGUCGAUAGCUCUUAAUAGUUUUUUUUAAUUUUUGUUUGUGUGUGUUUGUACUUUUUUAUGUUUUAAAUAAUUAUGCGUGAGCCUAUGGUUCAUGUAAGUCGUGUGAGAUGUGUUAGUGGAUGUUUACAAUUUUCAACUGUUUUGUGCUAGAUUUUCAAGAGCCUAAUUAAUGGUGUGAUGGUUUAUUUUAUUA